Messenger RNA from Branchiostoma floridae (Florida lancelet), 1216 nucleotides. RefSeq names its product kelch-like protein 3. Gene Ontology annotation, molecular function: protein binding. The transcript has 2 exons. NCBI's taxonomy places the organism in Eukaryota, Metazoa, Chordata, Leptocardii, Amphioxiformes, Branchiostomatidae. Bases 416 to 1216 code for a protein of 266 amino acids. The record is from RefSeq and is a predicted model, not a curated record.
CGCUGUCCUAGUUACAGACCUGUCCGACGGGACACUGCCGCCACGCGUCACCAACGACUUGUAACUAACGAAGUUAAACAAAGGCAUCAUAACACAUAAUGGAGCUUUGUUUGACUGUGAUUUAAAGCUACAGUAUACUAAAGGAAAAGUGAAUUUGUUAAAGUCUGAUCCGUUCUUUCAGAAUUUUAUCGGAGUACCGGAGUUGUGGCGAACAGUUAAACUAGCGCGGCCACUGUGAAUAUACCAUUGUGUGAAUGUGUCAAGUAUAUAAAGGCGGAUGUCACGUAUGGGGGGCGAGGCACGAAUCGGUAACUUAGGCGGGUCAAAGUUCGAUAAGUCAUAUUUUCUUCACCUCUGUAAAUAAUCAAGCAAGCCGCACCUCAGAGAGCGCGACGUGAGGACUUUGUGCGACAACAUGGCUGCCAUUGCGGACACCCGUCCCGCUGAAAACAACGUCAACACGGCCCACAAAAGCGUGGUGCUCGGUAAGUUCGAGGACCACUGCUCGGUGCUGACGGCGUGCCUGCAGGCCAUGCGGCGAGAGGAGCUUCUCUGUGACGUGAUCCUAGUGGUGGAGGGGAAGACCAUCCCUGCACACAGGGUCGUGCUGGCCGCCUGCAGCGACUACUUCCUUUCCGUCUUUACUUCAGAAGCGGAGGGGACUGAAGAACAGCGGCAAGACACGACGAUUCACGAGGUCGCCAACGCCAACUUCGACGCCGUGCACAAGAUCGUGGCCAUGAUGUACUCCGGCGAGCUCGCGCUCAGCCCCGAGACCAUUGAAGACCUCCUCCUGGCCGCACAGAUCCUCCAAGUGGCCAAGGCCACCGACUUCUGCGUGCAGUAUCUCCAGACACAGGUCGACAGAGAGACGUGUCUACAGUUUCUGAGCAUCGCUGAUAAAUUCGAGCUCCCCGACCUGGACAGAAGGUACAUACUUCAGCACGUACACGAGAACUUUUCCGAAAUCUCUACGACGGAAGACUUUAUCAAUCUUGACAGUGAGACCGUGCAAGAGAUCUUGAGCAGCGAUAGGCUUGUAGUUUCGACGGAGAAGGAGGUGUUUGAGGCAGGGAGAAGAUGGUUAGCGCACGAUGAGGAGAGAUACGAACAUGCAGAAGCUGUCUUGGGACGGGUGCGUUUUUCAUUCAUGUCGCAAGAGGACCUUCUGCAAGCGGUAUGUGAGAAUGUGCUGACAGACGACGACGGCACCUAG